CUUUAAUAAAUUGGUUAAUUGGAACAGGGUUUCCAUUUUUCUUUAUUCCCCCGUUCAAUCUCUUCAUCUCCCUCGACCUGCCCCUUUUCGGCGACUCCUCCCUCUACAAUUUCCGUCUUUUCCGGCAAAGCUUCGUCCCUUCCUCCCAUACCCCCAAGAAUCCCCUUUUCUUGGCCCUGUCCAUAACACAGUAGAAGAAAAAUGGGUAUAUGGGAUUAUGUGUUGACGGCGCCGACGAACGUUACUCACUCUUGUGUCGGCAAUUUCACUGCCCCGAACGAGCUCAAUCUCAUCGUUGCGAAAUGCACCAGAAUAGAGAUUCAUUUGCUGUCGUCUCAAGGUUUACAGCUUAUGUUGGAUAUGCCAAUAUAUGGUAGAAUUGCCAUACUUGAGCUUUUUCGCCCACAUGGGGAAACUCAAGAUCACCUUAUCAUGGUUAAGGAAGCAUACCAGUUCAGUGUUUUGCAAUGGGAUGCCGAGAAUGCGGAGUUUAUUACAAGGGCAAUGGCGGAUGUUUCAUAUCAAAUUGGUAUCCCCGCAGAAAAUAGAAAGAUCGGCAUAGUUGACCCAGAUUGUAGAUUGAUUGGACUUCAUCUAUAUGAUGGAAUAUUCAAGGUCAUUCCAUUUGAUAACAAAGGCAAGUUCAUGGAAGCAUUUGACAUUAGGUUUGAGGAGCUUCGGGUUUUGGAUAUUAAGUUUUUGUAUGGUUGCCCCAGGCCAACUAUUGUUGUGCUUUACCAGGAUGCCGAAGAUGUACGUCAUAUGAAAACUUACGAAGUUGCUUUGAAGGAUGAAUGUUUUGCUGAGGGUCCGUGGUCUCAGAAUAGUCUUGAUAAUGGGGCAGAAUUGUUAAUCCCAGUUCCGCCUCCUCUUUGCGGUGUCCUAAUUAUUGGUGAGGAGACUAUCGUUUAUUGCAGUGCCUCUGCUUUUAAAGCAAUCGGAAUCAGGCGUUCUAUUACAAAAGCUUAUGGGAGGGUUGAUGCUGAUGGUUCACGCUACUUGCUAGGGGAUCAUAAGGGGCUUUUGCAUUUACUUGUUAUAACUCAUGAUAGGGAGAAAGUAACUGGACUGAAGAUUGAGCUAUUGGGGAAAACGUGUAUCGCAUCGUCCAUAUCAUAUCUUGAUAAUGAUGUGGUCUUUAUAUGCUCAAGCUAUGGAGACUCACAGAUGAUAAAGCUGAAUCUUCCAGCGGAUGCAAAAGGUUCUCAUGUGGAAGUUCUUAAAAGAAUUUCGCCCAAAAGUGUGCAUGGUGGGGGACCUGGGGUUUUCAAAGGCUGGUCUCCUAACAUGGCUUUCCUAUCGGCCAUCCCCAAUCAAGUGGGCAACUUUGCGAAAUUCACCACCAAAUCCUUGUCGGCAUAUUUUUCGUCCUGGAACUUUUAUCCUGGUCCUGCGGCCUCUGCUGCCCCGGGUGAUAUUAUUUCGUGGUCUAGUAACUUAUCUCUUCCUGGUCCCGCUGCCCCGGGUGAUACUGUUUCGUCGUCGAUGAUGCACACUAUUCAGGAAAGCAACUCCAGCACCCAACCACCCUUAGAGGUCCAAGCUGUACCCAGGGAAGGAGAUAUGGCCAUGCAGAUAGAAAAGGGUUAUGCACCUCCUGCCUUGACUAUCAAACCAGUCCAAGGGAAGACAUGGAAGAGAGCAGCUUCAAAAGUUUGCAGACUGGCCAGAGAAAGUGAAACAACACAAGUCAUUCCUUCUCCCAAGCACAACAAGAUCACCAAAGAAGAGAGCUAA
Molecule: messenger RNA, 1737 nt
Organism: Striga asiatica
Lineage: Eukaryota; Viridiplantae; Streptophyta; Magnoliopsida; Lamiales; Orobanchaceae
Source: the annotation of a GenBank genome assembly